AUGACGUCCAUGUGGUCGUCUUUUACUUAUGUCUUGUUGCCACCUGCAGUGGUCUUGUUGCUAUUGAUGACAAUUCCCUUUCCUGGACGCAUGCUUAACCGUGGCAUUGUCAUGCUUGGCGAUCUCAUUUUUAACAUUCGGAUCGGCACACUCAGUAUCUUUUCUGUGAUCACUUUCGUAUCCUUCGUAGUGCUUGGAGCGCAAACAUACGACCUCCAAAAGCGCUACUCUCUUACUAGCGACCCGCACAUUGAGGCACACUACUCUGCGGAUCUGCAGAAAAAGGCUUCGCGCUGGCGUUCUGAGCGCAAUUGGUGGAUUAGCGCGCUCACUUUUACCAUCUAUUGGAUGCUACUGCGUUUUCACGCCAUGAAAAAAAAAUUGCUUAUGGUACAGCUCCACGAAGACUAA
This is a messenger RNA of Plasmopara halstedii, 411 nucleotides long. RefSeq lists its product as hypothetical. The transcript is spliced from 3 exons. Lineage: Eukaryota; Oomycota; Peronosporomycetes; Peronosporales; Peronosporaceae. Bases 1 to 411 code for a protein of 136 amino acids. The record is from RefSeq and is a predicted model, not a curated record.